Molecule: messenger RNA, 1053 nt
Organism: Colletotrichum fioriniae
Lineage: Eukaryota; Fungi; Ascomycota; Sordariomycetes; Glomerellales; Glomerellaceae
Source: RefSeq, a predicted model, not a curated record
AUGAAGCGACACGAGGCCGAGUCUCAACUGGAAUUCACUGGUUUCAUCAUCUUCGAGAACAAGCUCAAGCCGACCACGGCACCUAUACUGACUGAGCUGCUUGAGUCGAACAUCAGUACGACGAUGGUGACAGGUGACAACAUCUUGACUGCUAUUAGUGUUGCUCGUGAAUGCAACUUGAUCAACAAGACCGCACACUGCUUUGUUCCGAGAUUCAUAGAAGCUGACGUCGACGCAUCGUUGGCAUACAACAUCAAUGACAUCCGCAACUACUCUCUAGCAGUCAGCGGCGAGGUUUUCCGCUGGAUUGUGGACUUCGCGCCUCCAUUGGUGUUGCAGAGAAUGCUGGUCCGUGGUCGAGUGUUCGCGCGCAUGUCUCCAGAUGAGAAACACGAACUGGUCGAGAAACUGCAAGCGAUCGGGUACUGCUGUGGCUUUUGCGGUGACGGUGCGAAUGAUUGCGGCGCUCUUAAGGCUGCAGAUGUUGGCAUCUCCCUCUCAGAGGCGGAAGCUUCCGUUGCAGCUCCGUUCACGUCACGCGUCUUCGACAUCGGUUGCGUUCCCCAGGUUAUCCGCGAGGGCCGUGCCGCACUUGUGACGAGCUUCAGUUGCUUCAAGUACAUGAGUUUGUACUCGGCCAUCCAGUUCACGUCUGUCAGCUUUCUCUACGCCACAGCUUCCAAUCUCGGCGACUUUCAAUUUCUGUUCAUAGAUCUGCUAUUGAUUCUUCCUAUUGCCAUUUUCAUGAGCUGGGCCGGGCCAUACCCUGUCCUAUCACGAAAGCGACCGACCGCAGACCUCGUCUCGCGCAAGGUGCUCAUACCAUUGCUGGGCCAGAUGGUCAUUUGUAUCUUCGUGCAAACUGCUGUAUAUAUCGCCGUGAGAAAGCAGCCAUGGUACGUUCCCCCACGUGUCAACCAUGACAAGUCGAAUAUCAAGAACUCGGAAAAUACGGUUCUGUUCUUGGUGUCCUGUUUCGAGUACAUCUUGGCGGGCGUAGUACUCAACGCGGGUCCUCCCUUCAGGGAAAAGGCGCUGAAGAACUGUAAGUGA